AUGCCAUCGACGAGCCCAUCUUCGCCUGUGAACCCCAACGAUCGAGGCCGUGGACCGGCGAUUCUUGGGGUAGCGUGGGCUUUGACCAUAGUCUGUUUGAUUUUCACUGGCGUUCGAAUUUAUAUUCGUCGUCGAGCACCAUCCGUUCUCGGCUGGGAUGAUUGGCUCAUCGUCGUCGCAGCUCUUAUCCAAAUCGUUCAUACGGGGUUCGUCACGGAAGCGUGCCACUGGGGCGCCGGGAUGCACGACGCCGACCUUACGCCAACCCAAGAAAUUAACAUCCUGAAGUGGUUCUGGAUAUCUACCACCCCUGCGCUGUUGGUAUCCAUUAUAUCGAGGAUAUCAGCAGCGAUCUUGCUGAUUCGCAUCUUCGGAAAGAAAAUAUGGUUCAAAUGGUAUUUGAUUAUCUGCACCGCUCUCCAGAUUCUUAGCGGCAUCAUAGCCAUCAUAUUCAUUUGGAUUCAACAAGCGCCAAUCGAAUCCGUUUGGAAUCCGAUGAUCAAACCAACCCACAAGAGACCGGCUCAUCUUAACGAUUAUUCUGCUUACCUAGCCCAAGCGCUCUUUGCAUUUGCCGACUUGUCUUAUGUCAUCCUUCCUGUUUGGAUCAUAUGGCGGCUGAACAUGUCGCUAAGGACGAAAGUCGGACUUGGCAUCAUCCUCGGUCUAUCGUGCAUCAGUUUUGUCGGCUCGGUUAUGAAAGCAGUGACCAGUUCGGAGGCAAAAACCGAAUACGCCUCCAGCUUGGUUAUCCUCUGGUCAGCACUCGAACAAACUCUAGUCAUCAUCAUCAGCUGCGUUCCGGCUAUCCGCCACGUAGUGCUCGCUGAAAUUCCGCUUGUCAAGUUGAUCAGCGCAUCGAUUGUUCGUAUGAUCAGCCGGGAUAGUUCUAGGAAAAGUUCAGCGCUAUCAUUACCACACUCGGCCCACUCGCAGUAUCAGGAUCUAGAAGCUUCUGGUGGCAAACUGCCUCUACAGAGCCUCUCUGUUUCGGAGGACACAGUCGCACAUAAAGCUACGCACGAGGGAGGAGGCAAGAUGGGCAUAGAGAUGAAGAAUUUCACUUAA
Molecule: messenger RNA, 1068 nt
Organism: Annulohypoxylon truncatum
Lineage: Eukaryota; Fungi; Ascomycota; Sordariomycetes; Xylariales; Hypoxylaceae
Exons: 3
Coding region: 1-1068 (355 amino acids)
Source: RefSeq, a predicted model, not a curated record